Molecule: messenger RNA, 14254 nt
Organism: Hypanus sabinus (Atlantic stingray)
Lineage: Eukaryota; Metazoa; Chordata; Chondrichthyes; Myliobatiformes; Dasyatidae
Gene: fbxo38
Product: F-box protein 38
Exons: 22
Coding region: 123-3698 (1191 amino acids)
Biological process (GO): SCF-dependent proteasomal ubiquitin-dependent protein catabolic process; protein K48-linked ubiquitination
Cellular component (GO): cytoplasm; nucleus
Molecular function (GO): protein binding
Source: RefSeq, a predicted model, not a curated record
AGCCAGCGGACAGUGGGGGUAGGUGACCGAUGUUGAAGUCGCCGGUCCCGAGCUCUCAGAGCGGCGGCUCCACGGAGCAGUGACUAUAUAAAGGAGUAUACUCGAAGGGGUACUUGCUGAAGAUGGGACCUCGACGAAAAAUGAUCAAAACAUGUCCAAAUUUGAAUAAAAUAGGUGAAGUUGCAAAAGAAGAUGAGCCAAGGGAUUAUAUGAAUCAUUUCUCGCAUGAAGUGCUGUGUCAUAUAUUCAGGUAUCUUCCGCUACAGGAUAUCAUGUGUAUGGAAUGCUUGUCUCGGAAGUUGAAGGAGGCUGUAACUGUGUACAUGCGAGUAGUGAAGGUUGUUGAUCUUUGUGCUGGGUGUUGGUGGGAGUACAUGCCAUCAGGAUUCGUCGAUGCCAGUUUUUUAACAUUGUUGAAGAAAAUGCCUGAUUUAGAACAGCUGUAUGGGUUGCAUCCUCGACACUUAGAACGGCGGCGAGUAAGGGGACAUGAUGCAUUCAGCAUUCCUGGUGUACUUGAAGCUCUGCAGGCCUGUCCUAAUCUGUUAGGUGUAGAAACUUCUCAUUUAGAAUUAGUUGAAGCCAUCUGGAAUUACAUGCCACAGGUCCACAUCUUGGGAAAAUUUCGAAAUCGUAAUGGUGCUUUCCCAGUCCCUACAGAAAAUAAAUUAACAAUUCCAGUAGGAGUGAAGAUACAAACUCUUCAUCUAGUUGGAGUAAAUGUUCCAGAAAUUCCUUGUAUCCCAAUGUUGAGAAACCUGUAUUUGCAGUGGGUCCGACUAAUCAAACCUCAGCCUUUCAAAGACUUUCUCUGUGUCAGUUUACGUACAUUUGUUAUGAGGAAUUGUGCAGGUCCCACAAAUUCCUUAAAGUAUGUUCCAUUAGUGACUGGGUUAGCUUCAGCCAGAAAUUUAGAACAUUUAGAACUGGUUCGAGUACCUUUUCUUGGAGGAUUAAUUCAACAUGUUGUUGAGGACAGCUCAAGAUCAGGUGGCUUCAGAAAUCUGCAUACUAUUGUAUUUGGAGCAUGCAAAAAUGCACUUGAAGUGGACCUUGGCUACCUCAUUAUUACUGCUGCACGUAGGUUACACGAAGUUCGUAUUCAACCUUCACUAACCAAAGAUGGUGUUUUCUCAGCACUAAAAAUGGCAGAGCUAGAAUUUCCCCAGUUUGAAACUCUACAUCUUGGAUAUGUUGAUGAGUUUUUGUUGCAAUGUCAAAUGAACAAUGCUGAAUUAGUGAAACACGGUUUGGCAGAUGUGGUGGAAAAUCCGGGUAUCAUUACAGAUAUUGGGAUGAAAGCAGUAAAUGAAGUAUUUCCUUGCAUCAAAUAUUUACAUAUUUAUAACUGCCCACAUCUCCACAAUGCACACAACUGGAUAACAGACCACUCGAGGUGGAGUCGCCUAGUGGAUCUCACACUUGUUCGUUGUCAUGCCAUUAAAUUGGAAUCAUUUAGUCAAUUUGUAGAAAUGUUGCCAAGUUUGGAGUUUAUUUCAUUGGAUCAAAUGUUCCGGGAGCCUCCAAAGGGCUGUGCUCGUGUAGGGUUGAGUGCCGGCACAGGAAUUGGUGUUUCUUCUGCUCUUGUUAGUAAUCAGAACUCCAACAAUGAUAAUGAUAACCACCAAAAUAAUCACGCUAACAUCAAUAACAACAAUAAUGAGGAAAAUGAUGUCCAACAAGAGAGAGCAGCAGCUGAUCUCCCGAACCCAGUGAAUGAACAAGGACUUCAGGAAGCAGUCGAGGAAAGCAGGCCAGGUGGUGCUGACUGUAAUUAUCACCAAAAUAGUGAACAAUCUGUGACUUCCAUGGAUGUUGAUGAAGAGCAAGCAGGACCAAGUGGACUGCAGCCAACUGUCAAAGUAAAUCCAGUAAUUGUACAUGAUUCAGAUAGCGAAGAUGAUGAUGAAUAUAACAUGGAUGCUUCUGGGAAUUGGAAUGGACACAAUGGUGAUAAUUUUUCAGACGAGGGGACAAAAAGUACACAUGUACUUUGUGAAGGAACUGGCAUUUGUGGUAAAGGCAAGGCCCCAUUACGGAAAAAAAGCCCAGUUAAUCAGUCCGGUUUGCCAAGACCAUCCGUAGUGGAUGAAAGCAGUUGUGAGAAAAGCUGUCAAGUGACCAGUGAGCAAAUAAAAGCUGAUAUGAAAGCAGCCAGUGAUAUCCCAGAGCAGAAUAGAGACAAAGAUGUUUCUUCUACAACUGGAAUUUGUUCAAGUCCAUCAGGAGCCGCCAACUCAAACAUUGUUGCAUCUUCUCAGAGUAUGGAAUCUAAGGGGACAGACACCAUGAAUGGAGGCUGUGGACAUUAUAAUGCAACAUAUUCAUCACAGUUUGAUAGUGGAAUUCAUACCCAUUCAUGUUCAACGCAUAGUAUUGGGGAUUCGGCUAAUAGCAAGGAGCAAAACUCAAAUAACGGCUCAGUUCCUACUUCCUGCAUGUGCAACACAACUCAGGUAAAUGAAAGGAGGACGUGUGGAUGCUCAGAGCCUGAAGAACCUUCUACAAGCAAGGCUUUUUCUGAGAACUGUGAUAUAAAAGGACACUGUAAAACAGAUUCAAUGGUAACAGAACCUUCACAGAGGGAAUCUUCCAUUUGCACCCAAGAGCAACAGAAUGUUGAUAAUGGGAGGACUAAUGGUGAGUGUGGUGUUACCAGAGACACAGAGAAUGUGAAUCAUCAUCCUAUGUACUCCAAAGGGGGCCAGCAUGAAGGCUAUCCACGAAGACCUGUUACAAGAUCAAGUAGCAAAUUUGGCCAGAUUCCAUUGAUCACAGAGCCAGAUGUUUCUAAACCUAAGCCCAGGCAAACUGUCAAACGGAAACGUACUGCAGAUAAAUCCACAAGCACCAGUGAUCCUGUCAUUGAGGAUGAUCAUGUCCAGGUUCUUAAUCUCAAAUCCAAAAAUUUAGUUGGGAUUACUCUUACAAAUUGCGGAAUUACAGAUUUACUGCUCAGAGAUUGUCCUAAAAUGAUGUUUAUCCAUGCUACACGUUGCAGGGUACUGAAACAUUUAAAAGUGGAGAAUGCACCAAUUGUAAACAGAUUUGACUACGUGCAGUGUCGGAAGCUCAACAUUGAACAAGUUCUUGACCAGAUUUUACGAAUGCCCCCAGAAAGAAACCGAAUCAUUUAUCUCCGACCAAUGCAACAGAUUGAUACUUUGAAACUGGAACAGAGCAUAUUUAGUGGACCAUAUCCUUAUCAUAUUUGUAUUAUUCAUGAGUUUAGUAACCCACCAAAUGUGCGAAAUAAGGUUCGCAUUCGGAGUUGGAUGGACACUAUUGCGAAUAUUAAUCAGGAAUUGAUCAAGUAUGAGUUCUUUCCAGAAGCUACUCGGACUGAUGAUGAUGUGAAGAAAUAUCCAAAGUACCCAUGGGGGAGGGAUAUCUACACAUCAGAGGGAACAGUAGAUGGAGCUCCGUACUUCAUGAUCACUGAUUUCCCGUGGCUUCGUUCACUGCGUACUGCAGAACCAAACAGCUAUGCAAGAUAUGACUUUGAAGAUGAUGAGCGAACUACAAUCUAUGCUCCUCGGAGAAAAGGACAACUGUCAGCUGACAUUUGUAUGGAAACAAUUGGUGAGGUGAUCUCUGAACGACGGCAGAUGAGAAGUGGUGUAUUUCCACGAGUUGUAGCUAUUUUCAUACAUUACUGUGAUGUCAGUGGAGAGCCUGUUCAUGAUGACUAUAUCUGACUAUGCCUUCCUUGCAUAUGACUGUUCAAAGGCCAGAGACUACAGCCUGCAAGAUUUGAAUUAUCAGCACUGUGUAGCUGCAAUAUAUCCCAAAUACUUUUGGAAGAAAUUAUAUAAUUAUGUAUAAAGGAAUUUGUGUACAAAUGAUUUCUGUAUAGAGAUGUUCUGAAAAUAAUUAACUUCCUGAAGCAGUAUCAUUUCAUAUGUCUAUACAGUUUAAUUCAGUUAAUGUUAUUGAUAGGGAAUUUAAAAAGAGGCUAUUUAUAUCCCCAAGUUAUACAAUUAAUAAGAUGAACAUUUUUGAUAUUUUGUUACAAAACAGGUGCAAAUGUUAAAAAAAAUACGAAGGCCACAUUCUUUGGCAUAUUUCAUAGCCCAGUAAAGAAGUGACUUAACUCAAUGAAUUUUCUUUGGUACUAUGUGCCUUUUCCCCUUAAAUUACACUUUUGAAUGUGUUAUUGAAGAAAAGAGGAAAAACAAGAACUUUGUGUGGAUUUCCUUUAUACUAUAUAUAAUAUAUAUACAUACAGUAUAUAUCAAAUUUGAACAUUAUAUUCAUGCCUUGUUUUGAGGCAUUUACCCUUGUUGGGAAUAGUCUAAUAACUAAAAGUAGCUUUUUAUUAUACAAUGACAUGCAUUUUGUUAUGCACUGCUUCCAAGGAAUAAGUGGCAGGGAAAUUCUAUUAUAAUAAAAUAUUUAAAUAUAAGAAGAAUUUUCUGAUUAAAAAUUUCUUUAGGUUUUUUUCUCUUCCAAAUGUUCAGAAUUUCUGGUUUAUAAUUAACUAAAUGCUUUAUUUUGUUUCCUGAUAGAUGAAAGUGUUGCUUUCAGUUAUUUUAAUUAUAUCUAUAGAAGCACCUUAACUGACAUUUUGUGUUUGGUGAAAGGCAUUUUAACAUCUUUUCCUUGUACUUUUCAGCCUGUUGAUUCACAAUACCAGACUAAGAAUUUAACUAAGAAUGAGCACUUGAACUGCAAACUCAGUCAGUUUUGAAUUAGCCUGUAGUUAUCAUAGUUGUGAAGGAAACCUGACUUAAUCAUAUUACCCAGUGCUGAUGUUAUCAGCUGCCAACCAAUAGACAACUCCUUAGGAGAACAUCACACUCAACUUGAGUAAUUGCACUAGUACUACUAUAACAUGACUAAUACAGUGGGGAAAAAAAAUCAUUCUAAGCACAGAUUAGAAACAAACAUUUUCUAUCCACAAUCUAUUUUGUAGCUGAUAUCUCAUUGCCAGUUGUACUUUGUACCCAACGUGCUAAACCUCGUAUUUCUACAGAAAUUUGUGUAAAUGUUUGGUGGUUUCAGUGCAAUAGUAGUUUACUAUUAGAAUAGCUGUAACAUGUUUCACAGUUUUAAUAUGAUUGGGGAAUAAUUGGUAGUAGACUAUAAGGCCUUAUCCAGUAUGCCUUCUUCCCAUCUGCAUACACUUGCACUUGUGAUCUGCAAUCUAACCAUUAAAAUUUUCAUAUUCAAUGGCCUUGCCCUUUGUUAUCUAUGUAAUCUUAUCCUGACCUCUAUACAAACCACCCUUGCAUUUCCAAGAUCAUCCCUUUCAGGCUUAUUAUAUCCUUGACUUUAAUUUCCCUUUGCUGGGAGCUGUGUCUUGGGACCCUAAGUGCUGACGUUUUUUCACAAUGUAUCUACUUCUAUCAAGAUGUUUUUUAAAACUAUCUCCAGCCAAGCUUUUGACAACCUGACCUGAUAAACCUUUAUUUGACUGCAUCAAAUGCUUGUUAAUCGUGGUUCAGUGAAGUGCCUUGAAAAUUAUGAUUACAUUACAGGCCAAGUUGUAGUACAGCUGUAACUGUUCACUAAUCCAUAUUUUUUUCCCCCUUCUGGCCAUUAGUUUUCUUUCACUCCUGAUAUUUGAGCAAUCCCAGGAGUGGCCAAUUCUAUAUUUGUGGUUCAGUAGGUUAGUUUAUGGUGCUUUAAGUCAACAAAGAUUAUUUUGUGGUAACUCUCAAAUUAUAAAGUGCAAGUGAGCUUAAAAUGACAACCUUAGGUACUACCACAAUUUGACAUUAAUUUUGUGGCUUUUGACCAAUAAUGUUAUGACUGCUAAAUAUAGCGUCUGUUAUCUUUAUGUUCUUUAUGGGUGUUUAUUUUUUCCAGAAAUAGUUUGUUCACUCUUCUUUCUAUCUCAGAGAUAUAUGUGAAAGAAAAAGUACCCCUACCCCCACCCCAUGCAUUUCAAGUAAAUCAUUAUCCUUAACACAAAACAACAUUGUUUGCACAUUCCUCAAGAAGACCAUAAGAUAUAGGAGCAGAACAAGGCCAUUUGACCCAUCAAGUCAUUUCAUUAUGGUUAAUCCAACUUUCCUCUCAGUCUCAAUCUCUUGCCUUCUCCUCAUAUCCCUUCAUGCUCUGACCAAUUGAUAAUCUAUCAACCUCUGCAUUAAAUAUGCAUAAAGACUUGGUCUUCAUGGCUGCCUGUGGCUAAGAAUUCCACAGAUUCACCACUCUCUGGCUGAAGAAAUUUCUCAUCAUCUCCAUUCUAAAAGGACGCCUCUCUAUUCUGAAGCUGUGUCUUCCAGUCUUAAGACUCCCCCACCGUAUGAAACAUCCACUCUAUCAUGAACCUUCACUAUUUGAUAGGUUUCGAUAAGGUGACUCCUCAUCUACAGAGUUCCAGGGGAUACAGGCACAUAGCCAUCAAAUGCUCUUCACUCAACCUGGAAUUAUUUUCAUGAACCUCCUUUGAACCAUUUCCAGUUUCAGCACUUCCUUUCUAAGAUAAGGGGCUCAAAACUGUUCACAGUACUCCAAGUGAGGCCUCACCAGUGCUUUACGAAGCCUCAACAUUAAAUUCUUGCUUUUAUAUUAAAAUGAAUCCUCUUAAAAUGAAUGCCAAUAUUGCAUGUGCCUUCCUCAUCACAGACUCGACCUGUAAACUAACCUUUAGGGAAUCCUGCACUAGGACUUCCAAGUCCCUUUGCACCUCAGUUUUUUUUUUGUAUUUUCUCUUCAUUUGGAAAAUAGUCAACCCUUUCAUUUCUUCGACCAAAGUGCAUGACUUCCUGAUGCUGUCUUCUGUCUGCCAUUUCUUUGCCCUUUCUUCUAAUCUGGCUAAGUCCUUCUGUAGCUUCUCUACUUCCUCAACUAUCUGCCACUCUACCUAACUUCGUAUCAUCUACAAACCUUGCAACAAAGCCAUCAAUUUCAUCAUCCAAAUCAUUGACAUAUAAUGUUAAAAAGAAUCGGUCCCAACAGAGACCCCUGUGGAACACUACUAAUCACCGGCAGCCAACCAGGAAAGGCUCCCUUAAUUCCCACUCUUUGCCUCCUGCCAAUCAACCACUGCUUUAUCCGUGUUAGAAUAUUUCCUGUAAUACCAUGGACUCAUAGCUUGUUAAGCAUUCUCAUGUGUGGCACCUUGUCAAAGGCCUUCUGAAACUCCAAGACCACAACAUAAACCAAUUCUCCUUUGUCUUUCUUGUUUGUUAUUUCUUCAAAGAAUUCCAACAGAUUUGUCAGGCAAGAUUUUCCCUUGAAGAAACUGUGCUGACUACAGGCUAUUUUACCAUGUGCUUCCAAGUACCCUGAGACCUCAUCCUUAAUUGUCGACUCCGUCAUCUUCCCAACCUGAGGUCAGACUAAAUGGCUUAUAGUUUCCUUUUUUUUACCUCUCUCCCUUGGAGAAUGGAAUGAUGUUUGCAAGUUUCCAGUCUUCCGGAACUAUUGCAGAACACAGAGAUUCUUGAAAGAUCAUUAUGUAAUGCCUCCACAAUCUCUUCAGCCACCUCUUUCAGUACUCUGGGGUGUACACCAUUUGGUUCUUGUAACUUUUCUACCUUCAGACCUUUCAGUGUUCCAAGAACCUUCUCUCUAGUUAUGGUAACUUCACACACUUCAUGACCCCGACACCUGGAACUUCUAUCAUACUGCUAGUGUCUUCCACAGUGAAGACUGAUGCAAAGUACUUGCUCAGUUUGUUUGCCAUUUCAUUGUCCCAAUUACUACCUUUCCAGCAUCAUUUUCCAGUGGUCCGAUAUCCACUCUUACCUCUCCUUUACACUUUAUGUAUCUGAAGAAACUUUUGGUAUCCUCUUUAAUAUUAUUGGCUAGUUUACCUUCAUAUUCCAUCUUUUCUUUCUUUGUGACUUUUUGUUUCCUCUUUCGGCUUUUAAAAGCUUCCCAAUCCACUCACCCCACUAAUUUUUGCUCUAUUAUAUGCCCUUCCUUUGGCUUUUGUGUUGGUUUUGACUUGAUAGCCAUGGUUGUCUCAUCUUUCCUUUAGAAUACUUCUUCUCUUUGGGAUGUAUAUAUCCUGUGCCUUCCAAAUUCCUUCCAGAAAUUCCAGCCAUUGCAGCUCUGCCAUCGUCCCCGGUAGUAGUCUUUUCCAAUCAAAUCUGGCCAACUCCUCUCUCAUGCCUCUGAAGUUCCCUUUAUUCCACUGCUAUACUGAUACAUCUGACUUUAGCUUACUCUUCUCAAAUUUCAGGGUGAAUUCGAUCGUAUUAUGAUCACUUGUCUCUAAGGGUUCUUUUACCUUAAGCGCCCUCAUCAAUUCUGAUUCAUUGCACAACCCCCUAUAUAGAAUAGCUGAUCCCCUCAUGAGCUCAACUACAAGCUGCUCUAAAAAGCCAACUUGUAGGCACUCUAGAAAUUCCCCCUUGUGGAAUCCAGCACAAACCUGAUUUUCCUAAUCUACCUGCAUAUUGAAGUCCUCCCCCACCCCCCACCCCCAUGACUAUUGUAACAUUGCCGUUUUGGUGUGCAUUUUCCAUCUCCUGUUGUAAUUUGUAUACCGCAUCCUUAGUGCUGUUUGGGGGUCUGCUUGGCAUUAUGAAGACCCUGGAGAGACUUGUUCCAGAGCAGCUCCGGCUUAUGGUUAGGCUUAUGGUUAUGGUUAGACCCCCUCCAGUUCGCUUGUCAGCCCCGACUAGGAGUUGAGGAUGCCAUCGUCUACCUGCUGAACCGUGUCUACACCCACCUGGACAAGCUGGCGAGCAUUGCAAGGAUCAUGUUUUUUGACUUCUCCAGUGCGUUCAAUACCAUCUGCCCUGCCCUGCUGGGUGAGAAGCUGACAGUGAUGCAGGUGGAUGCUUCCCUGGUCUCAUGGAUUAUUGAUUACCUGACUGGCAGACCACAGUACUUGCGCUUGCAACACUGUGUGUCAGACAGAGUGGUCAGCAGCACUGGGGCUCCACAGGGGACUGUCCUGUCUCCCUUUCUCUUCACCAUCUAUACCUCGGACUUCAACUACAACACAGAGUCUUGCCAUCUUCAGAAGUUUUCUGAUGACUCUGGUAUACUUGGAUGCAUCAGCAAGGGAGAUGAGGCUGAGUACAGGGCUACGGUGGGAAACUUUGUCACAUGGUGCGAGCAGAAUCAUCUGCAGCUUAAUGUGAAAAAGACUAAGGAGCUGGUGGUGGACCUGAGGAGGGCUAAGGCACCAGUGACCCAUGUUUCCAUCCAAGGGGUCGGUGUGGACAUAGUGGAGGUUUACAAGUACCUGGGGAUACGAAUGGACAAUAAACUGUACUGGUCAAAGAACACUCAGGCUGUCUACAAGAAGGAUCAGAGCCGUCUAUUUCCUGAGGAGACUGAGGUCCUUUAACAUCUGCCAGAAGAUGCUGAGGAUGUUCUACGAGGCUGUGGUGGCCAGUGCUAUCAUGUUUGCUGUUGUGUGCUGGGGCAGCAGGCUGAGGGUAGCAGACUCCAACAGAAUCAACAAACUAAUUCGUAAAGCCAGUGAUGUUGUGGGGGUGGAACUGGACUCUCUGACGGUGGUGUUUGAAAAGAGGAUGCUGUCCAAGUUGCAUGCCAUCGUGGACAAUGACUCCCAUCCACUCCAUAAUGUACUGAUUAAGCACAGGAGUACAUUCAGCCAGAGACUCAUUCCACCGAGAUGCAACACUGAGCGUCAUAGGAAGUCAUUCCUACCUGUGGCCAUCAAACUUUACAACAACACCCUCGGAGUGUCAGACACCCUGAGCCAAUAGGCUGGUCCUGGACUUAUUUCCACUUAGCAUGAGUAACUUAUUAUUAUUUAAUUAUUUAUGGUUUUAUAUUGCUAUAUUUCUUCACUAUUCUUGGUUGAUUUCCCCUCGGGAUCAAUAAAGUAUGUCUGUCUGUAUACAACUCCCAUCACGGUAUUUUAACCCUUGCAGUCCCUUAGCUCUAUCCACAAAUAAUUCAACACCCUCUGACCCUAUAUCACCUCUUUCUAUUAAUUUGAUUUUUUUCUUAAUCAACAGAGCAAUGCCAUCCCCUCGGCCUUCCAGUCUGUCCUUAACAUCCAGUAUGUAUCCUUGGACGUUAAGCCUCCAGUUAUAAUCUUCUUUCAACCAUGAUUCAGUGAUGCCUACGACAUUAUACCUGCAAAUCUGUAACUUUGCUUUAUUCCAUAUACUGUGCGGAUUCAAAUAUAACACCUUCAGUCCUGUAUUCAUCUUUUUCGAUUUUGUCCACCUUUUAUGUUGCAACCCAUCCUGUUGACUGCAGUUCUGCCCUAUCAGCAGCCUCUCCUCAUUCCACAUUGCCUCUGUUUGUAAUCCAGCUCCCUCAUCUUCAACACUACCAUCCAUUUUCCCUAUGAUACUUCUUGCAUUGAAAUAUAUGCAGCUCAGGACACCAGUCACACCAUGAUCAACCUUUUGAUUCCUAACUUUGAGCAGUUACCAACGUCUGCCUUCACAAUCUCUUAUGCCCUCCUUCCUACACCAAUUCCUUAACCUGAAGGCUCUACCAUUUAACUUAGCACAUAACUCCCUGAACUUCCUAUGCAGAACCUCGUCACUCGUCCUACCUAUGUCAUACAUGUACCAACUGCCACAACUUCUAGCAGUUCACCUUCCCACUGAAGAAUACUGAGGGCUUGAUCUGAGAGGAAGUGGCUUGGACUACCGUGAUGCCUUAGCAGCAUAAGACUUAAUGGGAACAGAGCCCUUUCUCUGCCAAUUUCUGGCCUGGUGGAGGAAUACAAAUGUGCCAAAGCAAGGCUGGAAAUGACACUCAAAGAAUCUCAGGACCCAAUCAUAAGAGCCGUUGCUCCUGCUCUAGCAACAGGGAAGAAAUGGACCCCAGCCGCAGCAGUACUGGAUGCAGAAGCCUGCCUCUGAUACCGGGACAUAGUGGGCUAUGUCCAACAGGGCGGCUUUGGCCUUGGAGUAAUGAAACCUACCUGGCAAAACGCUACUACAAUUGUACGCCGGCACUUGGUGGUGGAGGAGGUGCGCCACCAAGAAGAAGCAGCCAAAUGUGCCAAAGCAACAUCCCAAGUCAAGCAAGGCUGCUGGAUGAGGUGGGAGGGUGUUAAGAGGAGGAAAAUCACAUGGAGUGAGCUGUAGAGCAUGGCGUCAAAUAGAUUGAGCUUCAUCAUCAGAGCAACAUAUGAUCUCCUGCCCUCUCUUACGAACCUAAAUCCUUGGCUGGAAGAGGAUCCAGCCUGUCCUCUGUGCACAUUUCCGGCAUCCCUCAAGUACGUCUUGGUUAGUUGCAAGACCAGCUUAACACAAGGCAGAUACACCUGGCGACACAACCAAGUGCUGAGGUGUUUGGCAGCUGAACUUGAGUGUAAGAGAGUAACCACUAAUGCCAGGCCUCUCAAUGCCCAGACAAUGGUCCCACAAUUACCAUCCUUCAUCUGGGAAGGAGAGAAAACAGGGGCUGACCUCUUGCCUCAUGACUCAUGCCCACUGAGUGCAGCCAGGGACUGGGAAAUGCAUGUUGAUUUAGGCCAGAAACUUACCUUCCCAUCUGAAAUUGCAACGACCAACUUGUGGCCUGACCUGGUCCUUCGGUCUAACUCCUGUCUUUAUUAUUGAGCUGACGAUACCCUGGGAGGAUGCUGUGGAUGAUGUACAUAAAGUUUAAGAAACUAUAAUCAAACAGAAACCUUGAGGACUAUAUAAAGAAAAGCCAGAAAAGAACUCAAGAAGGGAAUUAAGAAAGUCAAGGCAUUCUAUUUCUAUAUUAUGAACAAGAUUAUAACUAGAAAGAGAGUAGGACCACUCAAAGAUGGGGUGGGGGGGAUGUGGAGGAUGUGGGUGUGGUCCUUAAUGAGUACAUUGACAUUUACCAAGGAGAAGGGCAUGGAAGGUAGGUGCUGAGCAGAUUAAUACGGUCAUUUCAAAGUAAAGGAGAAGGCUGUGUUGGGUCUCUUAGAGCAUUAAUUUGGAUAAGUUCCCAAAGCUGGAUGUGAUACACCCCAGGUUAUUGAGAGGCAGGAGAUGAGAAGGCUGGGGCCUUUGUGUCUGUCCCAGCCACAGGCGAGAUUCUGGACGACUGGUGAGGAGCUAAUGUGCCAUUAUUCAAGAAAGAGACCAGCGAGUCCAUGAAGGUGGUAGGGAAGUUACUGGAGAGAAUUAUUAGAGGUAGGAUUUAUGAACAUCUGGAGAACCAUUGCUGAGUUAGGAAGAGACAUUAGAAUUUUGUACAGGGCAGGUUGUGUCUUACUAACUUGAUUGAGCUUUUUGAAGAGGUGACGAGAGUGACUAAGGAAGGUUAGAACUAUGGUUGUCGUUUACAUGGAUUUUAGUAAGCCACUUACUAAAAGCACCUCAUAGGAGCCUCAUCCUAAGAUUAAGAUGCAUGAGAUGCAUAUUGGAUUCUGAACUGGCUUGCCCAUAAAAGACAGCCUAGUAUUUGAAGGGGCUUAUUCUAGCUGGAGGUCAGUGAUUUGUGAUGUUCCACAGUGAUCUGUACUAGGACCUCUGCUGAUUGUGACGUAAAUAAAUGACCUGGAUGAAAAUGCAGUUGGGAGGGUUGGUAAGUUUGCAGAUGAUACCAAAAUCAAUAGUGUUGAGGAUAGCGUAGAAGACUAGCAAAGAAUACAGUGGGAUAUAGAUCAGUUGCAGAUAUGGGUGGAGAAAUGGCGGAUGGAGUUUAACCCAGACAAAUGUGAAGUCUUGCACCUUGGUAGGUCAAAUGUAAAGAGAGAGUACACUUUUAAGGGCAAGACCCUUAGUGGUGUUGAUGAGCAGAGGAUCUUGGAGUCCAAGUUCACAGUUUCCUGAAAGUGGCUACAUAUGUUGGUAGGGUGGUUAAGAAGGUAUAUGGCAUGCUUGUCUUUAUUAGUUGAGGGAUUGAAUUCUAAAUUCAGGAAGUUGUGUUGCAGCUUUAUAAAAUUCCAGUUAGGGCACAUCUGGAGUAUCGCAUACAGUUCUGGUCGCCUCAUUAUAGGAAGGAUGUUGCUAUUUUGGAGAGGAUACAGAAAAGGCUGAUCAAGAAGUUGCCCAGAUUAGAGGGCAUAUGCUGUAAUGAGAGUUUGCGUAAACUUGGGUUUUUUUUGCUGGAGCGGCAGAGGCUGAGGGAAGGUCUGAUUGAGGUUUAUAAGAUUAUGAGAGGCGUACAUAGAGAAAGCAGACAGUAUAUUUUUCCUAGGGUUGAAAUGUCUGAUACCAUAGGGCAUGCAUGAAAGGUGAGAGGGUGUAAUUUCAACAGAGAUAUGAGGGACAAGUUUUUUACACAGAGAGUGGUGAGUGUCUGGAAUGCAUUGACUUUUGUGGUGGUAGAAGCAGAUACAUUAGAGAUUUUUAAAAGAUAGUAGGUAAGCAUGUGAAUGUGAGGGAAAUGGAUUGGAACAUCAUUGUGGCAAAGGCCCUGGUCCUAUGCUGUACAGCCCUGUUCUGUAUGUUCUAUACCUAACCCAACAAACCAUUGUUACUUACUUUGUAGUAACAUUUUACAUGACUCAGUCAAAUUAUAUUUAACAAUGGUUCACUUGCUUAAGCUGCUCUGAGUCUCAAUUCCCACAAUGGCUACCUUUAUUUAUCUCAUUCUCGGCAGGUGGACGUUGACUUCUGAAUAUUUAAUAGAUUCUAUUGCUUCAACAGCUGGUACCUUUUUUAAUCCUUCUCCAACUUUCCAUCUCUACAAUGCUGCUUUAUUUUGAGAAGGGAUUUUUAAUUUUAACAUUAUAACUUGAAGUUCACAGUAAACUGUAAAUCAGCACUUGUUAAUUCUGCCUGAAACUGCCUAUUUGGUUGAUCUUGUGUAAGUGUCACUUCAUGCAACACUCUCUAUUGGGAAACAGGAUCCUUUCAGAGCAAGGCAACCAAGAGCCUUAGCCAAUCAGAUGGUAGAAUCUUGAUUGAAAUUGAGAGGUUUUUUUAAAUGAUAUUUAGAGUAUAGCCUAAGAAAAUGAGAGUUAGAAUAUGUAAAUAAAUAUAUAACUAUAUACAGAAAGCAAAUAAAGUUGUGAUUGACAAGAAACACAUAGAAAAGUUUUAACUAUUUUAACUCCCAACUUUAAAAUCCAAAGAAAUUAUUCUCCGGUCUCUAAAAGUAAAUAUUCAGUUGUCCUGUUUCUCAACAAAUCUUGGUGAUAAAACCUUUCAAGCUAUUAGAUGAGUAGUAAUUUUUUUUUUAGUACUCUUUUUUUCUACAAUUUCAUCCCCAUCAGGUACUUUAAGGUUGGGCCUCCUGUUAGGGUUCAAAGUAAAUUUAUUAUCAGAAUAUGUACUGUAUAUGUUUAAAUUUUCUUUGCAGGCAUUUAAAAUAAAAAAUACAAUAUAAUUUACAUCAAAAUAUACAUAAAGACUGAUAAUGUGCAAAAGAAGACAAAUUGUGCAAAUAAAAAAUACAAUGCUGAGAACAUGAGUUGUAAAAU